Molecule: messenger RNA, 1095 nt
Organism: Neurospora hispaniola
Lineage: Eukaryota; Fungi; Ascomycota; Sordariomycetes; Sordariales; Sordariaceae
Exons: 3
Coding region: 1-1095 (364 amino acids)
Biological process (GO): carbohydrate metabolic process; pentose-phosphate shunt, non-oxidative branch
Cellular component (GO): intracellular anatomical structure
Molecular function (GO): transaldolase activity
Source: RefSeq, a predicted model, not a curated record
AUGGCCUCCCUCCUCAAUCAGCUUCGUGGCUUGACCACAGUCGACUGUGACACUCUCGACGCCCAUGGUGAGCAACACAAUACGGCUAUCUCCGCCGAAAACAAAGCCAUUGUUCUUGCUGAAAUUACCAAACUUGACGCCAAUGGAAAGCUCAUCUACCAAACUUUGAUCGACGAGAUCAUUCCCAUCGCCCACUGGAUGUUUGGCAACCAGACCGAUGCCACGGUAGAAGAGCUUGCCUCCGAGCUGCUGGCCGUUGGCCUCGCCCUGCGCUUCAUUCCCCAUCUGAACGGCUUCAUUCACAUCCAGACCAACCCAAAGUGGUGUUAUUCCACCGAGAAAACUGUCAAGAACGCCGAGAGAAUCGUCGCCCACCUUAAACACCUCGCCCCCGACUUCGAUACCUCGCGCAUAUGCAUCAAGAUCCCCGCCACCUGGGAAGGCCUCCAAGCCUGCCGCGAGCUCGAGCGUCGGCACUCCAUCGCCACUCUAGCUACCAUCGUCUUCAGCAUGGAGCAAGUCGCCCUCGCCGUCGACGCCGGCUGCCGCUACGUGGCGCCCUACGUCAACGAGCUGCGCGUGCACUUUGACGCCACCUACACGGACGCAAACAAGGACCGGGCCGCCCUCUUUUGCGGCGCGGCGCAGCGCUACUGCGACGAAGUUGCUUCCUCUGCUUCUGCCGCGGAAGCCGCGCAUGGGUCCUUGAAUCUGCAGAUGCAGACGCAGGUGCUGGCUGCCUCCUUAACGAGCGUGGAGGAGGUGAUGAGGCUGGCCGGAGCGGUGAAGCACAUCACGGUGAGCCCGCCGCUGUUGAUGGAGCUGGAGGCAACGCCUGCGGCGGGAUGGCCGGGUGCGAGCACGGUCGGGGCUGCGGCAGCGAUUACGGGCUCGAGGGUAAAUGGUGAUGCGGUCAGGUUGAGGGAACUGGUCAGGGACCAGAGUCAGUGGCGGCUGGCAUUCACGAGGGCCGAGGCCGGCGAGAGUGAGAGGAAGUUGGGGCAGGCUAUUGGGAUUUUUUGCGACAUGCAGGAUCAGAUUGAGAGGUUGGUGAGGAGGUGGGAUUUGACGGGGAAGAAGUAUGCGAGAGGCUAA